AGAUAAGUAAGUAGCGCAAUCCUUGUAUGAUGCUGUUCAUGUUGUGAAAGUAAAUAUCCCCUGCGGUUCCACGUGAAUGAAAUGAACGUAUUUGACACUCAAUGGCAAUACUAGUACCCAUUCUGCAUCAAUCAAGAUGUCACCUUCCGCUUUUUGCUUUUUCUCAUCUCCUCGUCGCCUACGUGCUGCUUGGUUUUCAUCAAUGUUGCUCCUGACAAGGUCAUCUACAAAUUUCGCGAUUGCCGACCAGGCGUUGCUGGGAACAACAUCGAAGGGAUUGCCACCCGCCCCAACUACGUACCCAAAUCCACCGGCGUGGCCGAAAGGAGCGGUGACCGUUUUCCGCCCCGAUGAGGAACAGUCGCCGGCCGAUAAACAGGCCAUUCUGGACGACAUUUUCUCCGAACACGGCACGUACACGGUACACGACGCCCGGGGCUACUUCGAGGAAAGGGGGCGCGAGUUCAGUCAGAGGCGUCACGCUUUCCUGUUCCUACCCGGGAAGCACUCGGUCACGGUAAAUGUGGGCUACUACCACCACGUCCUGGGGCUGGGUGAAGAUGGGGAAGUAGAUGAGAGUCAUCAUCUUGUUCAAGUAGCUGCGGACGAAAUCAAGAGAAGUUCAGACGCAACGUCAACUUCUCGCACUACUCACAAAAAUCACAAAUCGCGUUCUAGAAAGCGAACUCAGAUCGAAAAAGUCCAGGUGCUGAACGGGUCCCCCGACUUCAGAGCUGGCGCACUGACGAAUUUCUGGCGCAAGGCCGAGAAUUUCCACACUCCCAACGACCUGAAUUGGUGGGUGUCACAAGCCAGCACGCUCCGGCGGGUUUCCGUGGCCGGUAGUCUAUUUUUGUCCGGCAUGGACUGGCCGAGCUUCAAUUUUGGCUACAGUAGCGGCGGCUUCGUGGCGGAUGUAGUCGUCGGAAAAGACGUAGACAGUGGGUCGCAGCAGCAAUUUUGCUUUCGGAACGUCCAGGCAGCGGGAAGAUUCGUCCCGGGUUCGUGGAAUUUUGUACUGUUAGACUGUGUCUUUGAACAAGGCGGAGACGAUGCGUCACUGCCAAAAAUUACGAAAGUAGACGGCCUCCCGAUUUUUGCCAAAAAGCCCUUCCUCGUGGCACACAACACUGUGGCAGAGCAAAAUGUUGGCACCAAGCGCAACAACGAGAGUGAUGAACAUGUCCCUGCAGGCGCACACCAAGACAACCAAGGAUUACAACACCAGAAAUAUUUCAUCGUCGUUCCGGCUGCAGAGACCACCACGUCGCGCACAGCUACGAUUAUUCCUAAAGAUGAAGCGGCACCGGCACCGCGUGCCCUGAAUAAAAAACCGAGACGGAUUUCUUUCGAGCGUGUAUUCGUUGCAGAUCCGAGCGAUGCGGACGUGAUUGCGAAAAUCAAUCACGUUCUUUCCUCAGCUACCGAAUUCCCGCCUGCUGUAGUUCUCACUCCGGGAAUCUACCACUGUCGCGGAAAUGAAUCGGUCACCAUUUCCCGUCCGGAAACUCUCCUGCUGGGCAUCGGGCUCGCGACUCUCGUUGCGCAUGGCGAAACCCAGCCGUGCUUGGUCGUCACUGAUAAAGCGCGUGGCAGUCGCAUUUCCGGCUUGAUUGUGCAGCCUGCGCCCGAUUUUAGGGGUGACACGCUCGUGCAAAUCGGGAAAAAGAACGACAGGGACCAAAAUAGAGCAGAAGAUGAAAGGGCAAGCACUUGCACAUCUAGUUGUUCUAGCCGCAAGAAUGUUGUUCAUGGAGUCACCCCAGAACCGGAGGACCACAUUUUUCUAUACGACAUUUUCGUCAGGGUGGGUGGGGACACCGACAGCCGGGUGGUAGAAGUGCGUGCGAAAAGCAUGAUGACCAUACUCGCUUCCCACGUGGUGCUCGAGAACCUCUGGCUCUGGCGCGCAGACCACGAUAUUGGCGGCGACGUGCGGAAAGAGCGCAACCCCGUGGACCACGCGCUAGAAGUUCACGGUAACUCGGUGACAAUUUACGGGCUAGCAGCGGAGCACGUGCUCAGGGACCAGGUACGAUGGUACGGACAGCAUGGCCGGGUGUAUUUCUUUCAAUCCGAGUUUCCGUACGACGCACACGGCGUCGGCGCAACGGAAGUAGAACUGGACUCACGGGUCGUGGCUUACCGUGUGAUGCCCAAUGUCACGAGCCACGACGCGCGAGGGCUGUCCGUCUACAGUUUUUUUAGGGACCACGACGUGGAGGCGCAAACGGCGAUUUCGUUUCCGGACGAGGCAUUAUUGACGCCGAAGGCAACGCAUGAUGUCACCACAGAAUUAUCAUCGACUUCACACGCUGCUAACUGCACUGGAUCUGGGGAACUACAACCGGCAAAGGACAAAAUCUCCCUGCGUAACCUCUGUUCACGUUACCUCAAUGGCUAUGGUGGCAUCCGCUCGAUAGCCAACGGCUUUGGUCCUUCUGUUGAUCGCAACAACCCUGGCCCAGUUUACUUCCCCUCUAUUGAUGCGGUAGUUGCGCCAAAAUCAAUGUUGAAAAGCAAGACCAGCAGUGUUGAAGAACCUGGUGUACAAUCACAGGGAUGGUCACAGAGGACGGAUGGAGAUCUUUGA
Amoebophrya sp. A120 is the source of this 2593-nucleotide messenger RNA. NCBI's taxonomy places the organism in Eukaryota, Dinophyceae, Syndiniales, Amoebophryaceae. The record is from the annotation of a GenBank genome assembly.